Lepus europaeus (European hare) is the source of this 882-nucleotide messenger RNA. It is a transcript of the gene TMDD1, whose product is annotated as transmembrane and death domain 1. The record is from RefSeq and is a predicted model, not a curated record. Gene Ontology annotation, molecular function: protein binding. Gene Ontology annotation, biological process: signal transduction. NCBI's taxonomy places the organism in Eukaryota, Metazoa, Chordata, Mammalia, Lagomorpha, Leporidae. The transcript has a single exon. Bases 1 to 882 code for a protein of 293 amino acids.
AUGGCGGCUCCGGCUCUGGUUCUGGCGCUCUGGGGCUGGACCUUGAGUCCUGCGGGGGCCCUGGACGCCAUAGGCCCUCACGCGGCCGUCCGUCUGGCCGAGCUGCUGACCCCCGAGGAGUGUGGCCACUUCCGGUCGCUGCUGCAGGCGCCAGAGCCGGACUUUGAGGCGGAGCUGGCCCGACUUUCUGAGGAUCGGCUGGCGCGGCCCCCGCUGGUGAGGCCCAGGCCUGGGUCGCCGGGCCAGCUGUGGCGGCGGCGGCGGGAGGCCCAGGAGGACCCAGACGCGGUGUCGGACGGCUGCCGGGAGGCGCUGGCGGCCUGGCUGGCUGUCCAGGCCCCAUCCCUGUCCUGGGACCGCGUGGCCCGCGCCCUGCGCCGCUGCGGCCGCCCGGAUGUGGCCCGGGAGCUGGGCAAGAACCUCCACCAGCAGGCGACGCUGCAAUUGCGCCAGUUCGGGCAGCGCUACGUGGGGCCGCCGGGCCCCGCCGCGCCCCUGGCCGCCGGCCCCGCGCCCGGCCCGGCGCCCGGCCCGGCCCGGCGCGCCCGGCGCUCCUCGGAGCCCCACUGGGACGAGCUGGAGCUGAUCCUGGAGCGCCUGCCGCAGCCGCCGUACGAGCGCAGCCCCGCGGGCUGGGUCGGGCCGCUGGCGCUCGGCCUCCUCACCGGCUUCGCGGGCGCGCUGGGCACCGCGGCGCUGCUGCUCCUACUCACGCUGUGGGUGGCGGGCAGCGGCCCCGCUCCGCCCGACGCUUUCCGGCUCCCGCUCGCCGAGGGGCGCGGCUCAUGGGAAGCGGAGCCGCUGCUGAGGGUGCCCCGACGUAGGGCCGGGACCCGCUCGGCUUGGGCUGCAGCGCGGCCAGAGGCGCCCACUCCACUGUGA